AAGACUUAUAUCAUCUGCCAGGAGCUAUAGCCCACGAGAAAGAAAAUCACCCCGGCACCACAGCAUUUCACCUCGCCGUGGUCGCAGCUACAGCAGGUCCCCACCAUAUUGUCGUUCUCGUCGUGAUUCUCCCUAUGCUAAUGGAGAUUAGAGUGGCAGGCCCAAAUUGUGCAGAUCAGGAAUUAUCAAAUGACAUUAGUGGAUAGAAUAUGUGCUAUACUGUAGAUCUAAUAGGAUAUGUGAAUGGUGGAGAUUUAUGUUACUUGUGUGCAUUUCAUGAGGAUGAGGAUUGUUAGAACCUGUGGGUUUGCAUGGCUUCUGCUCUACAAAGUGGUUUCAGCCACUGAAAGGGGUGCCUUGGACACUGUUUUGUGUUGGCUGGCUGUCUACAGUUCAGCAUGUGAAAUUGCGAGGUCUCUUUCUUACUUCUAUUAACUGUUAUCUACCUGUGCAUUCAUAUCUUUUGUGCCUUUUUGUUACGUUGGUAUCUUGUGGUAGAUUAUCUGUUUAAAAUGGAUGAAAUACUAAACGAUUUAUUUGUUUGCUUUGACUCUGAGGUGUGUUUUUGAAGUAAAACAGCAACGUUUCGCCACUUUACCACAUCUAAGUUGAUCUGGUCUCCUCGUCACUGCUUCCCUGCAUCACUUCAUCUAUUUGUCGCUGCUCCUGCUCAUUAUAAAGCUUGUGAGUUUUAUGUUGAGUUUUGCUUAGGCUCAAGAUAUUUGGUUGCAAACCUUCUGUGGUGCUUGCAUCAGCAACAAUACUUCUAGAACAUAGGACCUUCUACAUGUCUGCUGGCUGGUAAAAGAAAGCUGGAAAACCAUACUUGUCAUUUUCUUGUUUGCUUUUCGGCUUUACAUCAUCUGACUUCGUGUAGCUUUGUCUCAUUACUGGGCUAGAAACUGCAAUUGUUUAAAAUGUGCAACACCCUUUCGUAGUGUGACGUCCUCUACAUCUACUUCUGCCAUCUGGCCCUGCAAGGUGUUGUCCUAGCAUGUUCUCCUCUAGAAAAUGCUUAGUGUUGUGCUCGAUGAUAUGCUGGGAAUUGAUGAUAUCUCUUAGUACAAAGAUUGCACUAAAGCGCCCCUACAACCUGCACCAACUUCUAAUCGAUGAUCAACUACCUUUUUUCCUCAUAUGUUGUUUCUUCAGGAUUUUAUAUACCGGUUAGAUUCCUGCUUGAUGUUUUAAGCUGAUGUUUGGACAUCCGUCGGUUAAUUGCAAAUUCUAUUUGCCAAUUUGUUACAUCAAAUCUUGUGACUGUAAUUUCAAAUUCUUUCUUGAUGUUUCUUUUGAUUUAAGCCCGUGUAACUUCUGGAGGCA
This is a messenger RNA of Rubroshorea leprosula, 1323 nucleotides long. The record is from the annotation of a GenBank genome assembly. NCBI's taxonomy places the organism in Eukaryota, Viridiplantae, Streptophyta, Magnoliopsida, Malvales, Dipterocarpaceae.